UAUCAAUGAGGCGCAAAAGAGCGUGUGUCUAUAGAAGCUCGCAGACAUCGAGACCGCAGCGCGCAACGGUGACAGUACGCGUUGGAGAGCUCCUUUAUCCUGACAUCACAGAGACUGAAGGGGGCAAAGAGAUAUUGUUGUGGCAUAAUAUUGACUGUUUAGAGAUCUCGACUGUUGGAUUGGAGUAUUGAGCACAUACCGGAGGCUGCUUGAGCUUGUUGACAAACUGUUGGGGAUGAAUCGCUGUACAGCCGCUUUACUUUUGCUAGUCAUUGCUGUUUCUUCGCUCAGCACAGAGGCAUAUAAGUGCAGAUGCACACGGAAAGGCCCGAAGAUUCGAUACAAAGAUGUGCAAAAGUUGGAGAUUAAGCCUAAACAUCCAUACUGCCAAGAAAAGAUGAUUUUUGUCACCAUGGAGAAUGUGUCCCGUUUCAAAGGUCAGGAAUAUUGCCUGCACCCUAGACUCCAGAGCACUAAGAACCUUGUCAAGUGGUUCAAAAACUGGAAGGACAAGCACAGGGUGUACGAGGCUUAAACAUUAUAUAAUAUGCAGAAGGCUGAAAACAUUGUGGGAUGCACUACACUACCAGUGAACUGUGGAUGUCCAGAGGACCAAAUUUUCGAGUGCAAAAAUGCAUACACCCAGACAAGCUUACCAGUCCAUUUAAUUUAUAUUAAUGUGUAAUCAUUUAGAGUCAAAAACAAUAAAAGUAUGAGCCAGAUGUGUCAGUUUGCUCAGAGAAACGUUUCUGUGAAUCAGCACCAUCUGUAAGAAGUGAUCAUUUAUACAAUGUUUUCUGAAGUGUCAGUCCUUGCUCUGGAUUUAUUGUGUUGUUUCGUACAAAGGAGUCCUGACACUUAUAUUAGGAUAAUGUCUGGCUUGAAAACACAUCGUGACAUACUAUCCACAAGUGUCAAAGUAGAAAAACUGUCAAAUAGGUUUCUCUUAUUUUUUGGCCUCUUGUAGAUAAAGACGGAUUUGUGAUCUUAAUGUUCCCACCACACUAAAAGAACAGAAAUACUGGAGAUUGUGUAAAUAAUAUCUACAGAGAUAUGCCAACAUUUAAAUGGUAAACAUGAUUUUCCAUAAGCAUUUGGCUGUCAAAAGUCAUUAGACUCUUAGCCAUGCUCAUGCGUGAGGAAAUUUAUUUCGCAGUUUUCAGGUCAGUACUAUAUGGUAAAAAUGUGAUGCAAUAUGAAACAAUAUAAACCAUUUCAAUCAUAUUGUACCUUUACUCUAUAUCUACACACAUUACUCAUCACUGGGCAUACAGUAUACUGUCACAUUACAAGCACACGAGCCUGCAGUGAAUCAUGUGUUUAACAUGAAGCUUUCUUUAUAAUACUGUCAUUCCUGUCAGCACAUUAUGAACUACGUGUGCGUCCUCUAUGAGAUGUGCAGUUUUUGUAAGCUAUUGUUACUCUUAUUUUCUUGUCUCUUCUUGUACAUCAAAUUGUAUUUACUGAAUAAGCACAUAACAUAGGUUCUUGUGUAUAAACCACCUUGCCUAGUCUAGCUUGUUCAGAUUUUCUUAGUGAGGCCUAUAUAUUGUAUGACAGAAUUGUUGUUUUACUAUUUAAAUUAUAAAUCAUAGAAAUGGUUGAGUCUUUGUGUUUGGAAUGUCCUACCAAACAAAACUUAAAAUCCAAGAAGUGUAAUCUUCCCAGCACAGCAAUAAAUAUUUCAAUAAGUCCAA
Molecule: messenger RNA, 1697 nt
Organism: Triplophysa dalaica
Lineage: Eukaryota; Metazoa; Chordata; Actinopteri; Cypriniformes; Nemacheilidae
Gene: cxcl14
Product: chemokine (C-X-C motif) ligand 14
Exons: 4
Coding region: 236-535 (99 amino acids)
Biological process (GO): antimicrobial humoral immune response mediated by antimicrobial peptide; cell chemotaxis
Cellular component (GO): extracellular region
Molecular function (GO): chemokine activity
Source: RefSeq, a predicted model, not a curated record